GUACUCAACCUGACGACGGCGUGUUGCUAAGAUACAGCUCACGAAACUAACUUGUUACUUCCUUUUUAACUAUUGAGGAAAUAACUGUUUACACUCAGUUUGCUUGUUAUCGCCGACGAGUGUUGCACCGACCAGAGAUUAUGAUGAAUUAGGGAGAACCGAUGAAAAGAAAGUGGCUGUUUGCUGAAGUGACGCUGGCAGCUCGUUUAUUUCCUCAUUUGGGAGAUUGAAUCCAGCAGUCACAAUGGCAGACAGUGGGAAGACUAAUGAGACUGGAGCUGCAGCAGCAGAACCAGCUAAUGGAGACCAGCAGACUGUUGUUUCUCGAGUGAGCAACUUGCCACUGGUCAGUUCAGCUUGUGAGGCUGUUUCCAGCGCCUACAGUACCACCAAAGACAAUGUGCCCUUGCUGAAGGGAGUGAUUGAUGUAGCAGAGACUGGGGUCCGAACCCUGGGAGCAGCUGCCACCACCGGGUCCAAGCCUCUUCUGGACAUCAUAGAGCCGCAGCUUGCUACAGUAAAUGAAUAUGCCAUGAAAGGACUGGAUAAAAUGGAAGAGAAGCUGCCUAUUCUUCAACAACCAGCAGACAAGGUGGUGUCGGACACAGUGGGCAUGGUGUACCAGUCAGUGACAGGGGCCAAAGACGCUGUGGUGGGGGCUGUGAUGGGUGGUGUUGAACUGACCCGGGCAGCAGUCAGCGGAGGCAUCAGCACCGUCAUGGGCACCAGGAUGGGCCAGAUGGUCAGCAGUGGGAUGGGCAUGGCCCUUAGCCGAUCUGAGGACUGGGUUGACCAGAACCUACCACUCACUGAGAGAGAGCUGGCCGCUGUAGCUGAACCUGCCACAAGUGAGAUGGCUACCCCAUCAGCCAGCCCCAGCUACUUUGUCCGUCUUGGGAAACUCUCUGCCAAGGUACAGGAGAGAGCCCUACAGCAGUCUCUGCUCCGUGCGCAGCAUGCCAGGGAUACUACCCAUGCUGCCGUGUCUCAGAUUACCAGUACUCUGGACCUGCUAGAGAGUGCACGUACCAGUCUGGGUUCUGCCAGCAACCAAAUAGGAGGAGCCUCAGAACAGCUGCUGCAGCGCUGGACAGAGUGGAAGCAGAAGCAAGCUGGAGCUGGACAGACUGAGUCAGAGCCAGAUGGGACCAAAGAUGAGACUGAGCAGCUGGAAGGGCGGGUCCUCUCCAUGGUGCACAGUCUAAGUGACCAGCUGCGGUCAGCGUGCUCCAAUGUGGUGUCAAGUGCUCAGGGUCUGCCAGGAGCAGUCCAGGAGCAGCUGACCAAUGCCAGACGAUCAGCCGAAGAUCUGCACUCCUCUUUCGGGAACACCAGCACCCUCACACCCCUCCUGCUGGAGCGGAGCCGUUACCACUUGACCCAAGUUCAGCAGUCUCUGGAUGGUGUCAUGGAGUACUUGCUAAACAACACACCGCUCAACUGGCUGGUGGGGCCUUUCGCACCUCAGAUCACUGAGAGGGCAGAGAAAGAUGUGCCGAUGGAGCAGGCCGGACCACAGAAAUAGACUUGAAGACUUUGUUGUGUUUCUUCAUGAGUUAAUUUAGUGUGGUGACAGAAGACUAAUGUUUACUGUAGAUGGACCAUUUGAAAAAAAAUACUGCAUAUCAGCUUUAAUGAAAGAGGCCUGAAAUUCAUAUGAUCAUUACUCUUUAUGAUGCACUUAUUAGUGAAUGACACUACAUUUGUGAUGUGAAAGUGAAUGCUAUUUAAUCAUAACCAAGCACACUGAUCUGUGGCCCGAGAGAAUGUAUGAAUUUGUGCACUUUUAUCUUUUCCAGGAUAAAUAACAUUUGUACAUCUGCUCAAAGAUUAUCUAUGUCUGUGCCCAUACUGGUGUUUGAAAGACUUUUUGAUAGAGGAUAAAAAAUAAUUUAAAGCAUUCCCAGAACUAAGCCAAAUUUCUGUUGUCUGCAAAACACCAAGAUCAUUUCAGGGGCCCUAAGCUCCCCUCGUGAUAAUAAAGCAGUCACGAGCGAACAUCUUGACAUUUGACACUUUAACAGUUCAUAAUGCAUUUCAUUUGUUUUUAAAUCACCCAUUUUAAUUUCAGUAUUCUGUGUCUGAACCUUGAUGAGUUUAUGGAAGCAGUUAAUGAACUGUCAGUGAGCUUGACAUGUUAAUAAAUAUUUUUGGACACA
Thunnus maccoyii (southern bluefin tuna) is the source of this 2159-nucleotide messenger RNA. It is a transcript of the gene plin3, whose product is annotated as perilipin 3. Gene Ontology annotation, cellular component: lipid droplet; cytosol. The coding region runs from base 245 to 1525 and encodes 426 amino acids. The transcript is spliced from 8 exons. Gene Ontology annotation, biological process: positive regulation of triglyceride storage; lipid storage. The record is from RefSeq and is a predicted model, not a curated record. NCBI's taxonomy places the organism in Eukaryota, Metazoa, Chordata, Actinopteri, Scombriformes, Scombridae.